AUGAGUUUACCCUGGUAUCACCUGGAACGGCCUGCUCGAAUGACCUUGCUACGAGCUUAUUAUACUGUAUGUGCACUCACAUAUCCUACAUAUGUGGCGAUCAACUACAAAAGUUAUAUUCCAGACAGAGCACAGGUUCUUGGCGGAAAAUCACUUCGUGACGAGAUUCUACAUCCGGCAAUCGUCAAAAACUAGAUCUAUCGAUGUGCAAUUCCUCAUCAUUCUCCGAAUUUUUGUCAAAUACGAGUAUUUUUCCGCCAUUAUCAUUGGUUUUGAGUUUUCCCCCAUAGGCCCUUUUCGUUUUUUUCUUUUAGUUUUUAGUCGUUGUUUGUUAUCAUUUUAAAUUUAUUCAUUCAUUAAAAUUAUUUAAUUAUG
Molecule: messenger RNA, 375 nt
Organism: Caenorhabditis elegans
Lineage: Eukaryota; Metazoa; Nematoda; Chromadorea; Rhabditida; Rhabditidae
Gene: F53F4.16
Exons: 2
Coding region: 1-195 (64 amino acids)
Source: RefSeq, marked reviewed